Molecule: messenger RNA, 1425 nt
Organism: Eruca vesicaria subsp. sativa (arugula)
Lineage: Eukaryota; Viridiplantae; Streptophyta; Magnoliopsida; Brassicales; Brassicaceae
Source: the annotation of a GenBank genome assembly
AUGGAUUCAGCAUCCACUCAUAGAACUCUCGUUGAAGAGAGAGAAGAGAUCAUGGUGCUUCCCAGUGAGAUUAACACUCGACCCACCAUUAAAAAAUCCCAUCUUUUAAAACCCUAUGUACCCACCAUUGAUGGGUCUGAAACUUCUCUUCGUCCAGCUUCCUCUCCUUGCAGCAUUGGACCAAGACCUCAUGUGGUACCAAUUGGUGAACCUAGAAUUGCUCGUUGGAAUGAGAUCAAACCCAGAGAUGAGAGCGUGAGACCGUUUCUUCUUGAUGAUUUUGUUUGGCGUCCUUUUACUAAACCGUUGAGGAACUGGAACCCACCUCGGUUUUACAAUGAAAAGGCUAAGAGGGUGAGUGAUGAUGAUGAUGAGUUUGUGUCGUUUGCUCGAUGUGUACUUCCAUUGAGCCAAGUCUUUCAAAAGUUAGGAGAAGGAAUUAAGAAAGCUGAGCAAUUGACAAACAAGAAACGCAAGCAAGCUAAUGAGAAUGCAAUGGAUUGUUGUGAAACACAAGAUGAAGAAGAGGAUAACAUUACCACUGCUCGGAGAAUCAAAUGCAGAAACAAGUGUGGUGAUGUGAAGUAUACUGGAGAUCAAAGAACUAGUACUGAAGAAGAUUGCAAUGUUCCAGGCCUUCCUCAGAAGCUUGCUUCUGGAGAUGAACACAACUCUUCAGAUCCUAAUGUUUCUUCUGAUGGAGUACAUGAGAAGGACGAAGAUGGUAACACUACCAUUGCUCAGAUUAUCAAGCUUAGAGAUAACGUAGAGAACAAUACUGAAGGAGUAGAAUAUGUGCCUGUAGUGUAUAACAAUGUUUCAGGCCUUCCUCAAAAGCUUGCUUCUGGAGACAAGACUGUAGCAGUGCCAGAAAUAAAAGAAAGGAGUGAAGUGAAUGAUGAAACCAACAACUCUUCAGAUGCUCUAGUUGCUUCUAAUGGAAUAGCUGAGAUGGAAGAAGAAUAUGUAACUGUUGGUGAGAGACUGAACCAGAGAAAACUUGGAACAGAUGAGCUAGCAUUGAAGCUGGAAGCACGCAUGUUGAAGGAGUGGAGUGCCUAUGGUGUCGGGGUUCCUCUUCUCUAUGGUGUUGAUUCGUUCGUUCAGUAUUAUGUUCCCUAUCUCUCUGGAAUCCAGCUUUAUCAAAACCCAUCAAGAGCCUCUACAAGUAGCAGGAGAGCUGGCGAAGACAGUUAUGGUGAUUCGCCUAGCGACAUGAGUAGCGAUGGCAGCAAUGACUGUAGAGUGUUAAAACAGUCACUGGGGAGUCCAUAUAGUGACUUAAACGAAAACCAGAGAGUCGGGACGCUGCUAAUAGCAGCUGAAGAGUGGCUGAGACGGUUGAAGGUUGUUUUAUCGGAUUUCAUACACUUCGUAUCGCAUAGUGAUUCGGAGAUGAAUAUUCUAGUCGUUUCUAAAAUCUGA